Centropristis striata (black sea bass) is the source of this 2502-nucleotide messenger RNA. RefSeq names its product lumican (gene lum). The record is from RefSeq and is a predicted model, not a curated record. The transcript is spliced from 3 exons. Lineage: Eukaryota; Metazoa; Chordata; Actinopteri; Perciformes; Serranidae. Bases 123 to 1148 code for a protein of 341 amino acids. Gene Ontology annotation, molecular function: protein binding.
CCCCCUCUCUCCUGCUUUCCCUCUGUGUUUUUCUCCAGAGACCUCCAGUUUUUGAACACCACACUGUUCUUACCUACUGGCCCUCCACCCCACACGCACUACGAGAGAGAAUCACAGAAGUCAUGUUUCCUCUCCGUGUACCCCUGUUGGCCAUUCUGGUCAGCGUGGCGCUGUGCCAAUAUGAUUACGAAGAACAACCCAUGUCCAUGCUAGGACCCUCUGGGCCCAACUGUCAUCAAGAAUGUGACUGCCCAUACAACUUUCCCACCGCCAUGUAUUGUGACAGCCGCAAGCUCAAGUUUGUUCCAAUGGUCCCAUCAGGGAUCAAGUAUCUGUACCUCCAGAACAACCAGAUAGACGGGAUCAAGGCGGGAGUGUUUGAUAAUGUCACUGAUACACUUCGCUGGCUGGUGCUUGACAACAACCAGAUUACCAAUGCUAAGGUAGAAAAGGGCACCAUCGACAAACUCAAAGUCCUGGAGAAGCUGUUCUUCAGCAACAACAACCUGACGGAGCCAAUCAUCCCUCCCUCAAAGUCCCUCGAUGAGCUGAAGAUAAUGUACAACCAGUUAUCCAAGUUCCCCUCUGGACUCCUGACUGACAAGGAGAACUUGACCUACAUCAGCCUUCAGCACAAUCAGCUGACCUCCGAAGGCAUCGCAGGGGCGUUCAAAGGGUCCAAGAAGCUUCUGUCUCUGGACGUGAGCCACAACAAGCUGAAGAAGCUGCCCGCCGGAGUCCCCAGUUCACUGGAAAUCCUCUAUGCUGACUACAACGACAUUGAUGCUGUUGGAGGAGGAUACCUGAACAAGCUGCCCGAGCUGCAGUACCUGAGGAUCGCCCACAACAAGCUGGUGGACGCUGGCAUCCCCUCUGGAGUGUUCAAUGUGACAUCACUGGUGGAGCUGGACCUGUCUUUCAACAAACUGCAGUCCAUCCCUGAGAUCAACCAGCGGCUGGAGCAGUUCUACCUCCAGGCCAACCAGAUCAACAAGUUUGACCUGACCAGUUUCUGCAAGUUUGUUGACCCAACAAACUUUUCCCAGCUGAAGCAUCUGCGCCUGGACGCCAACAACGUGACACACGGCAGCAUGCCCCCCGAGUACUCCAACUGCCUGCGCCUGGCUUCAGAUAUCAUGUUUGAAUAAGAACCUCGUCACAACGAUCUCCACCACCAUGACACGGCUCAUCACAAAUCCCUUCUGGAUUUAAAUGGCGCAAUAUCCCUCCUGUCAUAGUACUCACAUGUCCUUGCACAUAAGUAGUAUGCAAAUAUGAGAUACUGUAAUGGCAUCUUCAUCAAUUUAAAUAUAUAUCUUGAAUGAAUCAAGAGCUAGAAAUUUGAUAAACAACCAAUGGAAGAGAAGCUAUAAAAAAAAAAAAAAUUGGCAAUGUAUCUUGCUACACAUGCAAUCAAAUAUUUCAAAUAUUUGAAUUUAGCCGAAUAUUCUCAUUGUUCAAGUAAAAAUGAAGACAAAAAAUACACAAAAAAAAUUAAAAAAUAAAAGGACAAAAAGUUCUAUGAAUGAUAUGAUAGUAAUUCAUAUGCUUUGAUUAAAAACACACACUUUAAACAUUCCAAACUUGCAUUUGAUUACAUUGAAUACAGACACAGUGGAGAAAAAACAAUGGCUCCGAUGUCUUAAUUCAGUUGUUAAUCGUCAUUUUGUUGUCUGUCUUGUAUGUUCCAAUCAAUGUUUAGCAUGUAUAAUAUAGUGUGAGUACAAUAACUAAUCCAUUGCUGUGCAAAGGACCGGCAAAUAAGGACUGUGUACUCAGACUUCAGUGUAUAAUGCCUAAUGUGAGAAAAUGAUGAUCAAAUGUAAAAUAGCAGUUACAUAGCAGUUACAUUUUUCAACAUUUUGAAUGAAUCAAAGUGGUUUCAAGGAGAAUACCAGCGUUCUUUACUCAUGUCUGCUUCAAUACUUAAAUGGUGCCUUGAUGCAAAUACCACAGAUUGACUUUGCUGAACUGUAAAGUAAAAAAAAAGUAAUAUCAGGAGAACAAAUAUCUCCUUAUAAGCUCAAUUGAAGUAGGACUGGAGGUACUUGAGCUGAAUAAAGGAAUAAGAGACAUUGGUAUUAUCCUUGAAACUACUUUCUCUGCUCAGUUAAACCUUGAGAUGAUGAUGUUUUUCUAGAAAUCACGAGUCAAAUUGUUGCUUUACCUAACUCCUAGCUGUCCACUUUCAUAAGCAUUGCUGAUUUGUAUACAUUUGCAUUACUUGCAUGCAACCAAUGCCACCAUUCUUUGAUAAUAAACUACAGCUUUUGCAGUUAAGGCGCUCUCAUUGUUACAUUGUUGCUCACCAUGUUUUGCCAAAAGCUUCUUACCGAUAUAAAGUCAACCUGGCAGCAGUGUCGUGUUGAUGGAAGUUAUGUUAUUAGAAUAUCACAUUUUUUGUUUAGGUCAUUUCUCAUUUUUAUCGUGAUUUCUUUUGUGGCCUUUGACUCGGUAACUGCUCUUGGAUUUGCUGUGAGAAAAACAAACACAGUUGAAUAA